AUGCUUGUGGAAACCAACGACGGCAUUGUUUUAGGUAACAGUUUACCGCUCUUCGACGAAGAUGGUAACCCACUCUCGUUUACAAUGGAUCUAAUAUCCUAUGACGCGGGUACGGAAGAUAACAACGAGUUAGCGACGCAUGUUCCGGGACCACCAUUUGACGGCAUGGAACGCGCACCAACAGAAGGAGGCGUCAUUGCGCUGCAUCCCGGUAUCGCCGGUACUGCUGAUGUGGGGGCUGCGUUUGGUUGGACAGAGCCUACCGCAACCGUGACUGUUGAAGCGAUAGUCGAGAUGCCACCCAUGGAGCCUGAACCUGUUGAGUUUGAAGUAAUGUUGACAAACCUAACUACGGGUGUCCCAGCCCAAGGUGGUCAGAUUUUUUCACCACCAAUCCUUGUGACUCAUGGUCACGGAUUUUCAAUCGGUGCAUCAGGUGAGGCAGCUAGCCCUGAACUCACUGCAUUGGCGGAAACUGGUAACAAUAUGCCGGUCGCUGUAUUGGCUGGCGGUUCAGACGCAGUCGGCGGUAUCGUUGCAUUUCCUGCUCCCCCUGAUGGGGUAGUGCUUCCCGGUGGUUCCGUUUCAGCGAUGACCAACGAUGGCAUUGUGUUAGCGAACAGUUUACCGCUCUUUGACGAAGAUGGUAACGCUCGCUCGUUCACAAUGGAUUUAAUAUCCUAUGAUGCCGGUACGGAAGAUAACAACGAGUUGGCAACGCAUGUUCCGGGACCCCCGUUUGGUGGUGGUGAACGUGCACCGACUGAAGGAGGCGUUAUUGCGCCGCACCCCGGUAUCGCUGGUACUGCUGAUGUAGGUGCUACGUUUGGUUGGGCAGAGCCUACCGCACGUGUGACUGUUGCCCCUGUAGGUGUUGAGAUGCCUGUGGAACCUGAACUACCCCCGGAGCCUACGCAUAUGUUUGAGAUGGGGUUGGCAGCUGGGCUGAACAUGAUCUCCUUGCCACUGAUGCCGGCAGAACCUUACACGGCAAGUUCGUUUGCUGCGGCGAUUGGCGCAACCGUUGUGAUUCAGCUUGACACGGCGAUGCAGCAAUUUGUCGGGUUCACCGCGGACCAAGAGGGCGAUGGUUUCCCGAUUGAAGGUGGUAAGGGUUAUAUUGUCAACGUUCCCGGUGGCGGCAUGGUCACCUUUACGGGAACAGCGUGGGGUAACACGGUGGAAGACGCAGCGGCUGCACCGGGUAUCCAACUUCCGAGCACGACAUGGGCGUUUGUUGUCAGCGGCGAUUUGCUAGAAACUGAGGCGGGUGUGUCCUACACAGUCGUUGCGAAGAAUCACCGCACCGGUGAAGUCGAACAAGGCUAG
Molecule: messenger RNA, 1329 nt
Organism: Geodia barretti
Lineage: Eukaryota; Metazoa; Porifera; Demospongiae; Tetractinellida; Geodiidae
Source: the annotation of a GenBank genome assembly